Messenger RNA from Kwoniella shivajii, 2304 nucleotides. RefSeq lists its product as uncharacterized. Lineage: Eukaryota; Fungi; Basidiomycota; Tremellomycetes; Tremellales; Cryptococcaceae. The transcript has 9 exons. Gene Ontology annotation, cellular component: nuclear origin of replication recognition complex; nucleus. The coding region runs from base 1 to 2304 and encodes 767 amino acids. Gene Ontology annotation, biological process: DNA replication initiation; DNA replication. The record is from RefSeq and is a predicted model, not a curated record. Gene Ontology annotation, molecular function: DNA replication origin binding; ATP hydrolysis activity.
AUGACAGUAGACAUGUCUCCCUCACCAGAUCCGCUAGCUUUGAAUGGGAUACCAGAGAACGAUGAAAUGGGAGAUUGCAUUAUCGUCUCGAAUACUUCUCCUAAACUUGCUGCAGGACGUAAUAGUCAAGCUUCCAAUUCUAAUUCCAAUUCCACUUCCACUUCCACUUCAACGUUUACACCGACGAAAAGUCGUGUUCAGCCAGUAGUAGAGAUAGUAACACCUCGAAAGAGGAAAAAGAUGGAUAACGAGAAUGGAUCGACACCAGCCAAGAGAACUCCUACUACAGCUAUCAAAGGGUCUAAAACUCCCUCUAGAGCAAGUCCCACACCUAAUGGAAAAGUCAAAGCGACCCCACUGUCAAGCAGAAUACCUCAUCAAAUAAGUACCACACCGAGUAGGAAAUCUACGCCAACAAAUCAUGCCUCAAACUCUAGGAUAAAAGGUACACCUACAUUAGCAUCAAAUUUAUCAAAACAAUUGCCGACUCCUUCCCCCAUACUGAAUGGUUCAAGUAGAAAAAAACCUAGGAUAUCUUCACCUGAUAUAGCGAAGACGCUGACUUUCGAUGAUGAAAUAUUUGAGACACCUCUUUCUGGAUCUGGAUCAGGAUCAAUGAAAGACGAUGUCAGUAGACUUACUUUCUUAGCUAAUGAAGCUAUGAAAAGACAGAGAGAAGCUAGAAAUUUCAUUUAUAAUGGAGAAGCUAGUGCUCCGAAAUUGACUCGAUCAGGUAGAGUAGUAGGACAAGAUGUGACAGGGACUGAAAGUGAAGAAUUAGAUGAAUAUGGUGGAAAACAAGAUGAUAUAAGUAUAAAUCCAAUGGGAGUACAAGCUCCCUUAAUACCGGAUAUUGAAGUGAGGACGGAAAUGGAUCAAGAUAUACGUAUGGAUAAUGAGACUGAACAAGGACAAAUCAAUACGGGUAUAACUAUACCUAUUUCUGUGAAAUCGUAUUUGAAACAUGUACUAGGAACUAUCACUUCUCACAACAUCAAUAGAAAUCCGCCACCAUUCGCCGAAGAAAGUAAGAAUGAACCGUUAACGGGAUUAAUCAAUCUGUUAAAAGGAACUGUGGAAAGGGGCGAAGGGAACAGUGCACUUGUAGUAGGACCGAGAGGAGUAGGAAAGACAAGAACUGUCGCUCGGGCACUCAACCUCCUCCCUUCUACAUCCAAGACCUCGCCUAUCGUAGUCCAGCUGUCCGGACUCGCUCAGACCAACGAUCGUUUGGCAAUUCGGGAGAUGGGAAGACAGAUCGCUGAAGCUGAAGGUAGAAAGGCUGAAACUCAGGAAGACGAUGUAGAAGAGGAUGGCAACGAAGAGGAAUACGCCCCAACAACCCUUCCUUCUCAUCUGCUCGCCCUGCUAACUCAGCCAUCACCGAGGGCUAUUAUAAUAAUCAUCGAAGAGUUUGAUUUGUUUACGGAACAUGCUAGACAAGCUUUGCUGUAUUGUCUUUUGGAUGUGGUGCAGAGUAUCAAGACUGGACCUGUGGAGACAACUGGUAGAGGUGUGGCUGUAAUAGGUGUCACCACUCGAGUUGAUACCCUGCUUUUACUCGAAAAACGAGUCAAAUCCCGAUUCUCCCAUCGAACGUUCCGUAUACCCUCACCACUCUCGUCAGAAGGUAUGGGCUGGUUAAAGCUUCUCAAGAGUGUAUUGAUCCCACCAUACGAAACAUCUAUGGGUGCAGAAGGUAAAAUAUGGUAUGAAGACUGGCAGUUUGCUGUGGAAAUGUUAUUAGGAGAAGAGCGAAUCAAAAGGAAUCUGGAUCGAUUGGUAGGACUGACUACUGAUGUCAGGACUCUAUAUCGGCCAUUCAUCCUCCCGAUUAAUGAAGUUCUCAGUUCUCGAUGCGAUUUCCUCUCCGUACCCGUUAUAGCAAAUAGUGUUCUUGCUCAAGUCGAUAAUGCGGGCUGGGGACUUCAAUUGACAAAGUUACGAGGUCUACCUCACCCUGCUUUUGGAGUGUUGAUUAUAGCGAAACAUCUAUGUUAUGCCGGAAGAGAGGAAUUCAAUUUCGCUCAAGUCGAAGAGGAAUACCUUCGAUUCUCAAGGACAAAAUUAGUUGGUAGUGGAAAAGUCCGAUGGCCAAUCGGCAUAUUGAGAUCCGCGUUUGACCAAUUGUUGAAAUUAUCAUUGUUGGUUCCAGCAAGUAACAUAAGCGUGAAACCACAAUUCACAAAAGUUAGAUGUACAUUAUCACCUCAUGAGAUUGUAGGUUGGUUCAAAGGUGAAGGAGCGAAUAUACUUGGCCCGGAAUUAGGUAAUUGGGGUCGAAUGAUGGGUGGUCAUGCGUGA